CUUUCUCUCCAUCACUCCCAUUCUUCUUCUUCUUCUUAUUCGUCCUUUCUGAGUUUCUCGAGUCGGUUGUAGCUAUGGCGGUGAAGGGCAGAGAGGAGGGCGGCGUUAAGGGCGGAGCCGGGAAAGUGAACGGCAUUAAGGAGGUGCACUACAGAGGCGUGAGGAAGAGGCCGUGGGGCCGCUACGCCGCCGAAAUCCGCGAUCCGGCGAAGAAGAGCCGCGUGUGGCUGGGGACUUUUGACACGGCGGAGGAGGCGGCGCGUGCGUAUGACGCCGCCGCCCGGGAGUUUCGUGGGGCUAAGGCGAAGACGAACUUCCACUCGCCGUCGGAGAAUCACAGCCCCAGUCAGAGCAGCACGGUGGAGUCUUCCGGCAGCGAGACGGCCGGCCACGCGCCGCAGUUCCCUCUGGAGCUGGAUCUCACGCGCCGCCUUGGUUCCGGCGAGGCUAGAUCCGUCAAUAAUAACAAUACAUUCCAGAUUUUUCACCCUCAGCCGGCCGUCGCCGUUCUCCCUAACGGACAGCCGGUUCUGCUUUUCGAGACGCUGUGGCGGCCCGGCGCCGUGAGCCGCCCACUCCCGGACCAGUUCGAUCCGGCGCCGGAGAUUCCAUCCAAACGCCCCGCUCUCAGCGACUCAAGCACCUUCUCCGUCGUGGAAGAGAACCAGUUCGUCGGCGUCGGCGUUGCAGAGAAACGCCUUAACCUCGAUCUUAACCUUGCUCCACCCACGGAAGCUUGAUUAAUCUUAAUCAAUGAUUACUAGAAUGAGAUCAUCACUAAUUGCUUGUUUUUGUACAUAGAAUUCGAGUGUACUGUCGUGUUUUUUUUACAGCCGACAGAGCGAAUUGCUUUCAAUUCCUCUUGCUAGCUGUUCCUACUCAACUGUAACUCGUUAUUCUUCUUUUUCCGGUGUAGAGGCCAGAGGGUGAGACCAACGGAGUAUACGGUAAUAAUGUGGUCAAAAAGGGAAUUUUAAAUACGGAGUAUUAAAAAUACCGUUAACAACUUUGAUGAUGCGGUAAGUGACUUCAGCAACGGACAAUUGAGGCGGCUCACGCGACAGUUGGCUUGGUGUGGGACACGGUGGCUGCCGAUUCCGUGUGGACGGGGUACAUGUCGCGUAAAAGGUAGACGGCACGUGUACGUACGCUGCCGUCCAUCAAUUAUUUUCUUACUUUUUUUUUUUCUUCCUUUUAAUUUUAUUCUAUUGGAAUCGUAUGAUCAUAUCCCACUAAUUAUCAGUACCUGAAUUUUUUAUGUUU
Molecule: messenger RNA, 1263 nt
Organism: Ipomoea triloba (trilobed morning glory)
Lineage: Eukaryota; Viridiplantae; Streptophyta; Magnoliopsida; Solanales; Convolvulaceae
Product: ethylene-responsive transcription factor 4-like
Exons: 2
Coding region: 75-740 (221 amino acids)
Biological process (GO): regulation of DNA-templated transcription
Molecular function (GO): DNA-binding transcription factor activity; DNA binding
Source: RefSeq, a predicted model, not a curated record